CGCGUGAUUUCUAGUAAAUACUUUCUGUACGAAUCAACGUGCUUAUAGCGCUAAUUUCUGUUCCAUUUUGCGGAGUAAUUAACUUUCGAGCCAUAAUGACCGUGGAUGAAGGUGUUGAUAUCACGAAGGAGCAGGACCGCGGUGUUUUGAAGAGAAUAAUCAAGGAGGGCGAAGGCACUGAUACUCCUAACACUGGAUGCCAGGUGACGGUGCACUACACCGGUACCCUUCUGGACGGCACCAAGUUCGACUCCAGUAAGGACAGGGAUGAGCCGUUUGAAUUCCCACUUGGCAAAGGGCAAGUGAUAAAAGCAUGGGAUAUCGGCGUGGCGACAAUGAAGAAAGGCGAGGUGUGUGUGCUUACUUGCGCUCCUGAAUACGCAUAUGGAGCAGCUGGAAGUCCACCCAAAAUCCCGCCCAACUCCACGCUGCAGUUUGAAGUUGAAAUGAUUGACUGGAAAGUGGAGGACCUAAGCCCGAAUAAAAACAAAGGUAUUCUGCGUCAUAUCAUUGAGCAAGGAUCCGGGUUUGACAGUCCGAACGAUGGUGCACUUGUUACAGUGGAGCUUGAGGGAAAACUUCUGUCAGACGGCAAAGUCUUCGAUACAAGAACAGUAACAUUUACCAUUGGAGAAGGUAGCGAAAACAAUAUUUGCGAAGGCGUUGAACGCGCUUUAGAAAAGUUCCAAAAAGGUGAAAAAAGUCGACUAACCAUCCAACCUAAAUACGCCUUCAAGUCUGAAGGUAACGCUGAAUUAGGAGUGCCACCAAAUUCAGCGGUUGAAUAUGUUGUAACUCUCAAAAACUUCGAGAAAGCAAAAGAAAUCUGGUCAAUGGAUGGUUCAGAAAAACUGGAACAGGCGAAGUUAUUUAAGGAGAAAGGAACAAACUACUUCAAAGGUGGUAAAAACCAGCUGGCGAUUAAAAUGUACAAACGGGUCGUUUCGUUAGUUGAUGAUAUGCCAGCAGACAACAGUGAGAGCGACGAGAACAAAAACCAAGCAAAGGAGUACCUUGUAUCCACUCAUUUGAAUCUUGCUCUAGUAUACUUAAAAGUGACACCUCCCCACCACUUCGAAGCUAGAGAGCAUGCAAACAAAGCCCUUAAACACGAUGAUAAUAACGUAAAAGGAUUGUUUAGAAGAGGACAGGCGCUUUUAGGAUUGGGAGAAGCACAUGAAGCUAUCAAAGACUUUCAGAAAAUCGUAGAUCUCGAGCCUGGCAAUAAGGCAGCAGCGAACCAGAUUAUAGUAUGUCGUACUACGAUCCAGAAGCAAAAACAGAAAGAGAAGGCUAUGUACGCGAACAUGUUCGACAAGUUCGCUAAGAAGGACUCGGAGUUGGAGAAGCAGCGAGCUAAAGAAGAAGUCGACGUCAUAGGGGAGAAGGUCGGCGAGUGGGGGGCGGGGGAGGGGGAGUGGACCGACCAGCAAAGAGAUCGUAAGCCGACGGAGUUCGAGAAGGAAAAUCCAAACAUACUCUUGCUUGACAAGGACGGACGAUUUGAAAAUAUGUAACACGCUUGUUUAUGCUCGUUCUAUCAGUGGUCACUCGUUUUCCAAAUAUCUCGUUUAGUUAUCUCAUAAACAAUGGUUAAAAGGGUGUUGCAAAAGAGACACAAAAAGUAGUUACAUGGAAUGGUUAAUACUACCAAAUGUUAAUUUUUUCGAAUACUUUUCGAUUUGCUGUAAAGUAUCUAUACUUAGUUCUAAUCCACUUUGAACAAAUAUUAAACAAAACUGAUUAAAUUUUAAAGCAAUCACUCAAUUCAUCUAAUAAGUAACACUUUCACGUAUAUUUCCAAGAUUGCGACUUGAUACCUCAUCAUUUUUUCCAAAAAUAUUCAUCGUAAUAUAUAUAUAAUAGCAUCGUAAAAUCGUAUUUGAAAAAUGGUAGUCCAAAUGUGAGGUUAUUAUAUAAAACAAGCUAUUGCUUGUAGGUCAUUAAAAAAUAUUUACUUUGGUGAAACUCCAGUUGUAUAAUGCAUUUUUUUUACAUGACACCAGUAGAAUUAGUAUAAAAUCCAACUUCAGUUUCCUAAAUGAGUAAUUUUAUUUUACGAUCUAGUAAAAGUGUUUCCGGAAAUCCGAAAUCUGAAAAACUAACUCGACUCAUCCGAAGAACAAAGUCCGAUGUGAUUGUACAGCGAAAAGAGGUUAAAACAUAAUCUCGUUAUUCAAAAGGCCAAUCUAAGGGUGUUUUCAGAUUUUAUGCAUUUAUUAUUUAUUUCGUUUCGGAAAUAUAAAAUCGAACAACAGUCGAUCUUGACUGUGGAUAUCCGCAGUCAAAAACAACGAACGAAAUGUACAAUGUUCCGAGAAUAUGCAGCAUCUUGCACAUAGGUCUUUGUUCUACGGAUGAGUCGAAUUAAUUAAUAUUUAUUGGUUAUAAAAUAUAUUUAGAUAUUUUAUUUGUAGAUAUUUAUCUACUCAUUGGAAACACCUUUUCCCGGCCAUUUCUCAUAAAUGAUAUCUGAUCAAAAUAUCUUAGACACAACAUAACAUUAACAUUAUUAGAUCACCUUCCGAUUCUGAAAAAGUAUUUCUUGCGAAAAGUGGCCAUCCAUGGAUGAUCUAAGCCAUCCAUGAAUUGCCUCAAAAUUGGAGCAGCGACGCGAUCUUUCUUUUUUUUUUGUUUAAUGAAAUUUAACCUUAUCUUGUUGGAGAUAAAGUUUACUCGAUUUAAUACCGCCAAUUUGAGGUGACACUUGGUGUAAACAGCUGUCAAUAGAUCUUCUCAAUGAAGUUGAAAUUUUACAUAUUUCUAAUAUUUAGAAGUUUGUAGACGAAGUUUUUUAUUUUUAUUAGGAGUGUGAUAUUUCCUAUAUUUGCAUUAUUAACUACAUCCACUACAGACUCAUGGGUCUAUUCUCGUUCUUCGUUCGACAUCCGAAACAAAAUUACUUUCAAAUAAAUAAUACUCGAGGAAAUAGACAAUGCCAAGUACGAAGCUUCAUUCGCAUCAAGCGAUUUUUAAGAGCUCUUAUGCCAAAAAAGUUUUGACGUUGGCUC
Messenger RNA from Hyposmocoma kahamanoa, 3011 nucleotides. RefSeq names its product FK506-binding protein 59 (gene Fkbp59). The record is from RefSeq and is a predicted model, not a curated record. The transcript has 7 exons. The coding region runs from base 96 to 1517 and encodes 473 amino acids. NCBI's taxonomy places the organism in Eukaryota, Metazoa, Arthropoda, Insecta, Lepidoptera, Cosmopterigidae. Gene Ontology annotation, molecular function: peptidyl-prolyl cis-trans isomerase activity; protein binding.